Molecule: messenger RNA, 5007 nt
Organism: Cavia porcellus (domestic guinea pig)
Lineage: Eukaryota; Metazoa; Chordata; Mammalia; Rodentia; Caviidae
Gene: Zfp14
Product: ZFP14 zinc finger protein
Exons: 5
Coding region: 1100-2704 (534 amino acids)
Biological process (GO): negative regulation of transcription by RNA polymerase II
Cellular component (GO): nucleus
Molecular function (GO): DNA-binding transcription repressor activity, RNA polymerase II-specific; RNA polymerase II cis-regulatory region sequence-specific DNA binding
Source: RefSeq, a predicted model, not a curated record
GCUGUUUUUCUGUAAAGAGUAUAACAAUAUUUACAAAUAGCUCUAGUUAUGGAAAUUAUCUACAGUAAUUAUAGUUAUUUCUUCAUAUAAUUUCCUAGCAAAGAGGGCAGACAAGCAGUGAUAUCCCAGUAGCAACAAGCACCCACAUCCAAGAACUAGAGCUCUGUAGUAAAACAGCAUAUACUGUACCAGGGCUGGGCAGAUAAGGGCAUAGAAACAUCUUGGGGAGGUAAAAACUAGACAAAUGCUCAUGGAAUGAUUAAAACAUGUCAAAACGUCACAGAAUCAGUCUGGAGGAUUACCAGUCCUGAGAAUCAAAACACAGUAACAGGUUGAGUAAAGCCAUUGAAUAGGCUACUGGCUUAACCAAGAACCUAUGAGCAACUCUUCAUCUUAUCAAUGAAUAGUGGAAGAGGAAUAUCACAAUCAUCUAAAAUAGUAACUGCUUUUGGUAAGGAUCAUCAGUGGCUCAUUACAUUACACAUGUAUCAGCAUGUGCUGUAUGCUUAGACCUGUCAUUAAUUAGAACAUAUAUUAGGCAUCUGCUGGUGGCAUGAAUCCUUUCUAAGCCCUAGCCGAGUAACAACAUAAAACCCGAGCUCAGGUGAGCAAGGUGGCACAGGCCUGCAAUCCCAGCACUCUUGGAGGCUGUGGCAGGAUUAUCUCAAAUUUGAGCCCUACCUGGGCAAUUUAGCAAUUUGACAAGACCCUGUCUCAGAAUAAAAUAUUAAAAAACAAUUAAAACUGAAGGACUGGGGAUAUAGGUCAAUGCGAAGGCCCAAUGUUCAAUCCAUAUUACCACAAAAGAAAGAAAAGAAAAAAGAGCGCACUGUGGCCUCCUUGUUCAACAACCCGCACCCUCCACCCACGUGCUCUGAAACGCAGCUGUCUGGCUCGACCCCACGCCCUAAUUUUCGCGCUUGCGUAUUCCUUACAGUCUAAUCUCUGUGGCGGACUACAUUUCCCACCAGCUCUAGCGCGGUUUCCUUCCGGCUUCCUUGCUGCUGUCUGCUCCGAGAGCUCUGGUUUGUCUAGACUCUGCAGUUCUCCAACAAAGAAAUACUGAAAAGGACUGACCAGUUCUUGGGGUGCUAAAACCAUGGCUGAUGAUUCAGUGACAUUUGGAGAUGUGGCUAUAGACUUCUCACAGGAAGAAUGGGAAUUCCUGGACUCUGCUCAGAAGGACUUAUAUAGGGACGUAAUGUGGGAGAACUAUAGCAACUUCAUCUCACUAGCAGGAGCUUCUAUUUCUAAACCUGAUGUAAUUACCUUAUUGGAGGAAGAAGGGAAGGAACCUGGGAUGGUGGUGAAGGAAGGAACAAGAACUUUUUGUUCUGAUUUGGAGUCCAGAUGCAGGCCCAAUGCCUUAUCUCCAGAAAAGGACAUUUAUGAAAUAUAUUCACUACAAUGGGAGAUAAUGGAAAGAAUUAAAAGUUACAGCCUUCAGGGCUCCACUUUUAGAAAUGUCUGGGAAUGCAAAGCCAACAUUGAGAGCCAAAAAGAACCACAAGAGGAGUAUUUUGGGCAGGUGAAAAUAGGCUCUGAAAAAAUGACCACUUAUAAAAAGCAAAAUUUUCUUACAGAUUAUCAGAGAGUUCACAAUGGAGAAAAGUUGUAUGAAUGUAAGGAAUGUAGGAAGACUUUUAUUCGUCGCUCAACACUUAGUCAACAUCUAAGAAUUCAUACUGGUGAGAAACCUUAUAAAUGUAAGGAAUGUGGGCAGGCCUUCAGGCAGCGUGCACACCUUAUUCGACAUCACAAGCUUCAUACUGGUGAGAAACCCUAUGAAUGUAAGGACUGUGGCAAGGCCUUUACAGUGCUCCAAGAACUUACUCAACAUCAGCGGCUUCAUACUGGUGAAAAGCCUUACGAAUGCAAGGAGUGUGGAAAGGCCUUUAGAGUACAUCAGCAGCUGGCUCGGCAUCAGAGGAUUCACACUGGUGAGAAGCCCUAUGAGUGUAAGGACUGUGGGAAGACCUUUAGACAGUGUACACACCUUACUAGACACCAGAGACUUCAUACUUCUGAGAAGCUAUAUGAAUGUAAGGAAUGUGGGAAAGCUUUUGUAUGUGGCCCAGACCUUAGAGUACAUCAGAAAAUUCAUUUUGGUGAGAAACCCUAUGCAUGUAAGGAAUGUGGAAAGGCCUUUAGAAUAUGCCAACAGCUUACUGUCCAUCAGAGUAUUCAUACUGGUGAGAAACCUUUUGAGUGUAAGGAAUGUGGGAAGACUUUCAGAUUAAGACAACAACUUGUUCGCCAUCAGAGAAUUCAUACUCGUGAGAAACCCUAUGAAUGUAUGGAAUGCUGGAAGACCUUUAGUAGUUACUCACAACUGAUUUCACAUCAGAGCAUUCAUAUUGGUGAGAGACCAUAUGAAUGUGAAGAAUGUGGGAAGGCCUUCAGAUUGCUCUCACAGCUUACUCAGCAUCAGAGUAUUCACACUGGAGAGAAACCUUAUGAAUGUAAGGAAUGUAGAAAACCUUUCAGAUUGCUCUCACAACUUACUCAGCAUCAGAGUAUUCACACUGGGGAGAAACCUUAUGAAUGUAAGGAAUGUGGGAAAGCUUUCAGACUUUAUUCAUUCCUUACUCAGCAUCAGAGAAUUCAUACUGGUGAGAAACCCUACAAAUGUAAGGAAUGUAAGAAGGCCUUUAGACAGCAUUCACACCUUACUCAACAUCAGAAGAUUCAUAAUGGAAUUUAAUACAGAAAAACCUUCAAAUGUACAUUAUACUAUAGAACACCAUUAAAUCUGGUUUUGAGAAAAUUUGUUUUCUGCUUACAAGGAUAAGAAGUUUUAUAUUGAAGAGAGACUGUUACACUAAAAGCCUUCCUUCAUUAUUAAAAUAUCUUCAUCAAAUUCAUAUGAGAGGACAAUGUCAUGAAUGUUGGAAGAUGUUUAUCCUUAUCUGUCUUUGUUUACUUUUGCUACUUUAUUUAUUAUUACUGUGAUAUUAGACAAGAUACAUCAUUUUGUGCCUCAUUUUGUUCAGUUGUAAUGAUAUUGGUACAGUACUGUACAAUCACCAAAAAAUUAGUAGCUUAAAAUAUAUACUUGUUAUCUCACAGUUUCUCUGUAUCUGUGACUGUGGCCAUCGGAAGGGUUGACUAGGGGAGGAUCUAUAUCCAAGCUAACAGAAUGGAUGCCUGAAUUCCUUUCCCUCUGGGGUGCUACAUUGUGAUCCUCAGUCUCUAGCAGGCUGUUACAUUUCCUUGCCUCUUCAGCAACCUCUUCACCAUGACUGCUUGCUUCAUCAAAGUGUGCAAGCUAAGAAGGUGGUUGGCAGCAAGAUGGAAGUCUGCUAGCAAGGAAGUUGUCAUUUUGUAGAAUCAAAUCAUGGAAACGACAUCCCUGUUACCUUUGCUACCUUCCACUGGUUAGAAAUAAACUGCUAGAUCAGCUUACUGUCACAAGAAGGGGCCUGCACAUGAAUACCAAAAGAAGCAUCCACUGGAGACCAGUUUAGAGUCAUCCUGCCCUGCUGUGUAAUAGAAUUGUGAGGAUUAAGUAGUUAAAUACUUUGAAGAAUAGCACUCACGUAGCUUGUGUUCUGUAAAUAUUGUGUAUAAUCAUUUUUAUUAGUAUUAGUGGAUCAUUUUUAAAAUUACUAUAGAAGAGAUAAAUAUAGAAAUGCCUCCUGUCACAUUGCAACAUUUACUAAACUGAAAAUAACUUAUUUUAGGUAAAACCUAGGAAAUUGUAGUGAAUGAGAAUUUCUUCAGCAUUUGAAUUGCAUCAGAAAUUUUACAGUUGAAAGAACUAUAUGAUUUUCAAUUUGUUGAAGAAUCAGAAGCAAUUUCCCUCUGACAUAGCAUCCUUUUGUCUGGACACAGUUCAAUGGUAAUCACACAGUAUGAAAAAGAUAGUAUAAGAAGCUACCACAUGGGAAUUUAAUUUGGUGCAUGCUUGUAAAACUUCUAUAUAACAAAAUGUCAUUUCAUUAUUAUUAUUGUUACUAUAAUUGCUUGACCUUCAAUUAGUGUUUCUAGUUGGGUCUUUUGACAUGAACCACUGGUAGUUUGAUAGUUUAUUUGGUUAUGCUUAAUUUGGUCAGUUAUGGAAGAUACUAGGGUAUCAACUCAUCAUUCUUAAAAUCAAUAUUGGAGCAUGAGCCUUUUUUUCCCCAUGUGAACCAAAUAUCAGGGUCAUCCAACAAAUUUGUUUUUUUUUUUAAUUAAAGUCUAACCAGUAAAUAUGGAAUAAAUGAUAGGAUUUGACAAAUCUCUGUUUUUGAGAUUCUAGUGAAGUAAUGGAUCCAGAAAAUGAUUUUCAACGGAUGCUAAAACUAUUAAGUGAAAGGUUUUAUAGAGAAAUUAUCAAGCUAAUCACUUCAGAACACUGGUCAGUUUGAACCUCAAUAAAAAUGGAACUAUCAAACAGUUGCACCACUUGAUAUAAUGCUAAUGGAAGCACGUACCCUGUUGCCAAAAUAAUAAGCAGAAGGAAUCAUAUCUUUAAAUCACAUUCUUUAAAACCAAGAAUUUGAGGAACAGGUAAGUGAAUUCACAAGGAAGCAGCUGACUGGAUCUAGAAUGUAUAAAUUUUUGCAGAAACGUUGACCUGAUUUCAUCAAGUAAUGAGUGACAUGAACAAGCAGAGAGGCAGGUAUUAAUAAUCAGGGAGACUUAAGAGACAAGGCAACUAAACUCACUAUGUGGGCAUUUCUUGAACCUGGCUUUAGUAAAAUGGAAAAGGACACUGUAAAUAGUGGAGGAAACUGGACCUGCAUUAACUAUUAGAUAAUAUUUAGAAAUAUUUUUUUCUAAUAAUGGGAUCCUAAUGCCAACAUGGCUAUGAAAAAUAAAAUGUCCUAUGUGGUAGAGUUAAUAGGUAUUUAUGAAAUAAGAUAUGCAGACUUGCAUUGAAACAGUUGAACACUAGAAAGUGAAUUGGCAGAGAUUGCUAAAUGUUGGUAAUUACUGCAGUGAAAUUUUUCAUGGUGGUGCAUUGUUCUAAUAUUUUUCCUUUUGUAUGUUUGAAAUUGCAAUAAAAUGUUCAAAACUGAA